Molecule: messenger RNA, 336 nt
Organism: Malassezia pachydermatis
Lineage: Eukaryota; Fungi; Basidiomycota; Malasseziomycetes; Malasseziales; Malasseziaceae
Product: sm-like ribonucleo protein
Exons: 4
Coding region: 1-336 (111 amino acids)
Biological process (GO): spliceosomal snRNP assembly; RNA splicing
Cellular component (GO): U5 snRNP; U4/U6 x U5 tri-snRNP complex; catalytic step 2 spliceosome
Molecular function (GO): RNA binding
Source: RefSeq, a predicted model, not a curated record
AUGAGUCAAUACGUCAAUGUGCCCAAGUCCGAUCUGGACGAGGCGCAGAUCCGUGAGCUGGAGCAGUACGAGAUCUCGCAGGGCCCACUCUCGGUGCUCCAACAGGCUGUGCGCAACCACUCGCAAGUGCUCAUCUCGCUGCGCAACAACAAGAAGCUGCUAGCGCGUGUCAAGGCGUUUGAUCGUCACUCGAACAUGGUGCUGGAAAACGUCAAGGAAAUGUGGACGGAAGUGCCGAAAUCGAAAAACAAAAAGCCGAUCAACAAAGACCGCUUUAUCUCCAAGAUGUUUUUGCGUGGCGACUCUGUCGUCCUGGUCCUGCGCAACAUUGCGUAG